Molecule: messenger RNA, 2844 nt
Organism: Arabidopsis arenosa
Lineage: Eukaryota; Viridiplantae; Streptophyta; Magnoliopsida; Brassicales; Brassicaceae
Source: the annotation of a GenBank genome assembly
UUUAGUUUUACGUUUCUUUAAUUCUUCAGUUGGGUUUACUUAAAUCUGCCUUCUUUCUGUUUCUCAUUCUUUCAGCAGUGUGGUUCAGCAACAUAUAUCUUCCCCUGAUUAUUUUCGUUGUGUACCAACUAUUUCAAUAACGCCCACAAUGUGUUCGACAAAAGUCCCCAACGAACGUACUGGGAAAAUGAACUCUGGUCUCAUCUCAACAAGACACCAAGUAGAUCCUAAGAAAGAAUUGUCUCGGAUUCUGAGAACAGAUGCUGCUGUGAAGGGCAUUGAGAGGAAAGCCAACUCUGAAAAGUACUUAACUUUAUGGCCAAAAGCUGUUCUUGAAGCUCUUGAUGAAGCUAUCAAAGAGAAUCGAUGGCAGUCUGCUCUCAAGAUUUUCCAUCUUCUUAGGAAGCAGCAUUGGUAUGAACCAAGAUGCAAAACAUACACAAAGCUGUUUAAAGUGCUUGGGAAUUGCAAACAGCCUGAUCAAGCCAGCUUGCUUUUCGAAGUUAUGUUGUUUGAAGGAUUAAAGCCCACCAUUGAUGUGUAUACCUCUCUUAUCGCUGUUUAUGGCAAAAGCGAGCUUCUAGACAAGGCGUUUUCUACGCUUGAGUAUAUGAAAUCGGUUAGUGAUUGCAAGCCAGAUGUGUUCACCUUUACUGUUCUCAUCAGUUGUUGCUGCAAACUGGGUCGGUUUGAUCUGGUUAAAAGUAUCGUCCUUGAGAUGUCGUAUCUUGGAGUUGGAUGCAGCACGGUUACUUACAAUACUAUUAUUGAUGGGUAUGGAAAGGCUGGCAUGUUUGAGGAAAUGGAAAAUGUUCUGGCUGAUAUGAUCGAGGAUGGAGAUUCUCUUCCGGAUGUUUUCACGCUUAACUCGAUCAUUGGGUCAUACGGAAAUGGUGGCAACACGAGGAAGAUGGAGAGCUGGUAUAGUCGGUUCCAGCUGAUGGGAGUGCAGCCAGACAUCACUACAUUUAACAUACUGAUCCUGUCAUUUGGAAAAGCUGGAAUGUAUAAGAAGAUGAGCUCCGUUAUGGAUUUCAUGGAGAAAAGGUUCUUCUCCCUGACGACUGUCACUUACAAUAUAGUGAUCGAGACGUUUGGAAAAGCUGGAAGAAUCGAUAAAAUGGAUGAUAUAUUCAGGAAAAUGAAGUAUCAAGGAGUGAAACCAAACUCAAUUACUUAUUGUUCGCUUGUUAACGCGUAUAGCAAAGCUGGUCUUGUCGGUAAGAUAGAUUCGAUUUUGAGACAAAUUGUGAAUUCAGAUGUGGCACUAGAUACUCCGUUCUUCAAUUGCAUAAUCAAUGCAUAUGGUCAGGCUGGUGAUUUGGCUACGAUGAAAGAAUUAUACAUACAAAUGGAAGAGAGAAAAUGUAAGCCUGAUAAAAUCACUUUUGCUACUAUGAUCAAAACCUAUACUGCUCAUGGGAUAUUCGAUGCAGUCCAGGAACUCGAGAAACAAAUGAUUUCCACUGGUUGGGACAGCUGUCUAGAAUCAAAACUCAAUUCAAAGUUGUCUUGGAUCUUGUCCCAGCGUCAAGGCGUGACUGUCUCCAUCAUCACAACUACUCAAAAUGUAGCCAAGAUCAAGACUUCACUCUCAUCUUCCUCUUUGUUUCCGACCAUCAACAUCGUUGAAGUUAAGUUUCCGUCUCAACAAGCUGGUUUGCCAGAAGGGUGCGAGAGUGUAGAUAUGUUGGCUUCAAUGGGCGAUUUGGUGAAGUUCUUUGACGCGGCCAACUCCCUUGAGGAGCAAGUUGAGAAAGCUAUGGAGGAGAUGGUUCAGCCACGACCGAGCUGCAUCAUCGGAGACAUGAGCCUUCCUUUCACUUCAAGACUUGCCAAAAAAUUGAAGAUCCCCAAACUUCUCUUCCAUGGGUUUUCUUGUUUCAGCCUCAUGUGCAUACAAGUGGUUCGACAAAGCGGGAUCUUAAAAGUUAUAGAAUCUAACGACGAGUAUUUCGAGUUGCCCAGCUUGCCUGAUAGAGUUGAGUUCACUAAACCUCAGGUCUCUGUGCUGCAGCCUGUUGAAGGAAAUAUGAAAGAGAGUACGGCCAAGAUUAUGGAAGCUGAUAAUGACUCUUAUGGUGUUAUUGUGAACAGUUUUGAAGAGUUAGAGGUUGAUUAUGCAAGAGACUAUAGGAAAGCAAGGGCUGGGAAAGUUUGGUGCGUUGGACCUGUUUCCUUGUGCAAUAAGUUAGGGUUAGACAAAGCUAAAAGAGGAGAUAAGGCUUCCAUUGGUCAAGACCAAUGUCUUCAAUGGCUAGACUCUCAAGAAACUGGUUCGGUGCUCUACGUUUGCCUUGGCAGUCUAUGUAAUCUUCCCUUGGCUCAGCUCAAAGAGCUAGGACUAGGUCUUGAGGAAUCUAAUAAACCUUUCAUAUGGGUUAUAAGAGAAUGGGGACAACAUGGAGAUUUAGCAAAGUGGAUGCAACAAAGCGGAUUCGAAGAGCGGAUCAAAGAUAGAGGACUUGUGAUCAAAGUUGUGCAGAUACUAAAAGCAGGGUUAAAGAUAGGAGUAGAGAAAUCAUCUAUGAAAUAUGGAAAAGAAGAGGAGAUAGGAGUGAUGGUGAGUAGAGAAAGUGUGAGAAAAGCUGUGGAUGAGCUAAUGGGUGAUAGUGAAGAAGCAGAAGAUAGAAGAAGAAAAGCUAAAGAACUUAGUGAAUUGGCAAAUAAGGCUUUGGAAGAAGGAGGAUCUUCAGAUUCUAAUAUCACAUUGCUCAUUCAAGACAUUAUGGAGCAAUCACAAAAUCAAAUUUGAAUCAAGGAGGUUACGAGUUGAGGAAAAGAAAACAUAGGGUUGUAAACUAUUUUUAUUUCUCCAUGUUAGAAUAAAGAAGUUUGUAAUAA